UCUUUUUGCCGCUCCUCCAGGACCUCCACCAUAAGAAAAGGAGCCCCUGGACCCACAUCCUCUAAGAUGUUUAUAUGGACCAGUGGCCGGACCUCUUCAUCUUACAGACACGAUGAGAAAAGGAAUAUUUACCAAAAAAUCAGGGACCACGACCUCCUGGACAAAAGGAAAACAGUCACAGCACUGAAGGCAGGCGAGGACCGAGCCAUCCUUCUGGGACUGGCCAUGAUGGUGUGCUCCAUCAUGAUGUACUUUCUGCUGGGGAUCACACUCCUGCGCUCAUACAUGCAGAGUGUGUGGACCGAAGAGUCUCAAUGCACAUUGCUGAAUGCGUCCAUCACGGAGACAUUUAAUUGCUCCUUCAGCUGUGGUCCAGACUGCUGGAAACUGUCUCAGUAUCCCUGCCUCCAGGUGUACGUUAACCUGACAUCUUCUGGGGAAAAGUUCCUUCUCUACCACACAGAAGAAACUAUGAAAAUCAAUCAAAAGUGUUCCUAUAUACCUAAGUGUGGAAAAAACUUUGAAGAAUCCAUGUCCCUGGUGACUGUUGUCAUGGAAAACUUCAGGAAGUACCAACACUUCUCCUGCUAUUCUGACCCAGAAGGAAACCAGAAGAGUGUCAUCCUAACCAAACUCUACAGUUCCAACGUGCUGUUCCAUUCACUCUUCUGGCCAACAUGCAUGAUGGCUGGGGGUGUGGCAAUUGUUGCCAUGGUAAAACUCACACAGUACCUCUCCCUGCUCUGUGAGAGGAUCCAACGGAUCAAUAGAUAAAAGCAAAAAUGGAUGAAAUAAUUUUCGUUAAAGCUCAAAUACUGUUUUCUUUCAUUCUUCACCAAAGAACCUUAAGUUUGUAAUGUGCAGUCUGUUAUGAGUUCCUUAAUAUAUUCUUAUACGUAGAGCAAUAAUGCAAAAGCUGUCCUAUAUGCAAACAUGAUGUCUUUGUUAUUCAGGAGAAGAAAUAACUGUUUUGUGUUAGUUAGUUGUUUUCAUAAUCGUACUUCAAUGCAGGAACUAGUACUUCCUUCUCUCCUUCUGCCAUAAUAGGGCUCAGUUAUUCAUUUGCCAAGCUUGUGGAGGAAUGUAGAUUAUAUCCAUGUGAUAAACUCUGUGUUCUGAGUUGUCAAAUCUCUUGAAGACAAUAUUUUUCAUUAUUCAUUGUUUACUAAAGCUACAGCCAAAAAUAUUUUUUCUUCUUAUUCUAAACUGAGCCCUAUAGCAAGUGAAGGGACCAGAUUUCCUAAAGGGUGUUAAGCAUUUUCCUUGUAUUUUUACCAUAUCACUGUAAAGAAGAGGGGAAACCCAGCCAGCUACAUUUCUUUCAUUAUUUUUUAUUCAUAACUUCAGAUUUUUAAAACUGAUUUCCAAAAACUAAGCUGUUUUCAGUAACCAAUUCUGGAAUAUCUUCCUGUGACUUAUGUAGAAAAUGAACAUUUCUCCCCUCCCCCCCUUCCAUUUUAAGACCCUACUACUGUGUGAAGAGAUGAUACUUACAAGGCGUUUCAUUGCCUGUGAAUUGACUGAAUGUUGGUUGGUGCUCCAUUACAAUCUAGGAAAGUCUGUGUUACUAGGAUAUGUUUGUGGAAAUAUUUAUUUCAUUUCAACUGAACUGUUAGAUGGAAAAAUUAAGAUGCUACUUGCUGGAAAAAACUGGUUUCAGGGGUAAAUCUGUUGUGGCAAAUUAACAUGUUGAAAUAUUGCUCCCUGGGAAUUUAUGUUUAAAUUAAUGAAUAUGUAGUCUCUCCUUCUGACAAGUGUUCCCUACCGGGAUUUUAAAGCUAUGUGCACAGAAUAUUUGUCUCCUCUACAUGUUUUAUUUUUCUAUUUACAAUUCCCUUUUCGUUGUUAUAUUUUAUACACAGAAUAGACCUUUUUUCUAACACAUUUGAACUGAAUAACAGAUUUAAAGAAAGCCUUUGUUCACAUUGCUGUUUACUUAUUGUGCUUGGGGAAAAAUGAGAGAUUGGUUUUUAAAAAAUGCCAUCUUUCAUGCAAUAUCAAUAUCAAAAGGAGAAGACAAACAUCUAUCUUUCUCAUCUAUAUUUAAGUACCUUUUUGUAAUGUAGUAUCAAAGUUUUUUAGGUAUUACAAAAUUUUACAAAUCACUUGUGGGAUGAAUGGUAUAACUAAUCUGAUGAAGUGGAAAUUAUUCUGCAAUAUUGUAAUUCAUAGUUUGACUUUUCAUAAGCAAAUAAAUCUGUAGGUUGUAAUCAGAACUUCAAACGUGUAAUUAAAAUUUUUCUUAAAAAAUCCAA
This is a messenger RNA of Carlito syrichta (Philippine tarsier), 2255 nucleotides long. RefSeq names its product potassium calcium-activated channel subfamily M regulatory beta subunit 2 (gene KCNMB2). The transcript is spliced from 4 exons. Gene Ontology annotation, molecular function: potassium channel regulator activity; calcium-activated potassium channel activity. Gene Ontology annotation, biological process: detection of calcium ion; potassium ion transport. Lineage: Eukaryota; Metazoa; Chordata; Mammalia; Primates; Tarsiidae. The record is from RefSeq and is a predicted model, not a curated record. The coding region runs from base 67 to 774 and encodes 235 amino acids. Gene Ontology annotation, cellular component: membrane; voltage-gated potassium channel complex.